AUGAGCAUUGCUCCAAUGGCGCAAGUUACCCAACUGCCUAUCGACAACGAUGGCAUUUGCAUGGUCUGCAAGGAAAAGCCCGGGGGAGAUCGAAGACUGACUUGCAACACGUGCGUGACUCCGUGGCACGUGACCUGCCUCCCUAACGUUCUCGAAACCCUACGAGCCGCGCUCCACUUUGUUUGCCCAGACUGUGAAACACUCGCUGACGGCGGAGAUAUCGCCGGAGCUCCGGCACCAGAUCCAUCCGGAGGCGAGCUUGUAGCAAAGAUUCGGGCGAUCGAGGCUGAUACGAGUCUCACGGAGAGAGAGAAGGCGAAGAAGAGACAGGAGGUUUUGAGUGGAAAAGCUCAUGAGGAGGAGGGGAGUGAUGAUGAGAAGGAAAAGAAGAACAGGAAGGGGAAAGAGAAAGUGGUGGAGAGAGGAGAGAAUGAUGUGUUGGAUGUUCUUGGCGAAAACUUCAAGUGCUCGUUUUGUAUGCAGCUGCCAGAGAGGCCUGUUACGACACCUUGUGGCCACAAUUUUUGCUUAAAAUGCUUCCAAAAGUGGAUUGGGCAAGGGAAACGGUCUUGUGCAAAGUGUCGUUGCAAUAUUCCCCCCAAAAUGGCAAGUCAGCCGCGCAUCAACUCUACUCUUGUAGUUGCCAUCCGAAUGGCCAAGAUGUCCAGAUCAAUUGCCACUGGUGGGCCUCAGAGCGUAUAUCAUUUUGUGCACAACCAAGACCGACCUGAUAAGGCAUAUACUACUGACCGGGCACAGAGGGCUGGGAUGGCCAACGCUGCCAGUGGGAGGAUAUUUGUCACCGUCCCACCUGACCAUUUUGGACCUAUCCUUGCUGAGAAUGAUCCAGAUAGGAAGCAGGGUGUCUUGGUUGGGGAGUGUUGGGAGAAUCGCAUGGAAUGCAGGCAAUGGGGAAUUCAUCGUCCUCAUGUUGCUGGAAUUGCUGGACAAUCAGAAUAUGGUGCGCAAUCGGUGGUACUUUCAGGAGGUUAUGAGGAUGAUGAGGAUCAUGGGGAAUGGUUCCUCUACACAGGAAGUGGUGGGAGGGAUCUUAGUGGGAACAAGCGGACUAACAAGGAACAAUCAUUUGAUCAGAAAUUCGACAAUUACAAUGAGGCUCUGCGAGUUAGCUGCAAAAGAGGCUAUCCAGUCCGAGUAGUCAGAUCUGAGAAAGAGAAGCGUUCUUCCUAUGCCCCCGAGAAGGGGUUGCGGUAUGAUGGGAUCUACAGGAUAGAAAAAUGCUGGAGAAAAGUUGGUAAACAGGGCUUUAAGGUUUGCCGAUACUUAUUUGUAAGAUGUGACAAUGACCCUGCACCAUGGACCAGCGACGAGCAUGGGGACCAACCUAGAUGCCUGCCGGUCAUACCUGAACUCAAGCAGGCAAUUGACCCUUUCGAAAGGGUGGACAAUCCGUUCUGGGAUUAUGAUGAGGAAGAAGCCCACUGGAAGUGGAAAAAACCACCACCCCCUAGCCAGAAAAGAGUAACUGCAGCGAUUCCCGAGGACGGAGAGAGGGCUAGAAGAGAAAUAAGGAAGGCACAAAAUACUUCUGUAAAAGAAAAACUUCUGAAAGGAGCAUUUGCUGGCCAGACUUAUAUGAAGGAGAGAACAUGCCAAAACGGUAGGAAGCUGCGUACGCAGAAAACUGUCAUGAAGUGCCCUACCUGCUCACAGGACAUAUCAGAGUUCCUCCAGCGUCCACAGGUUAACAGAGAACUUAUGGAAGUAAUACAGCAACUUCAAUGUAAAGUGGAAGAGGAUGGGAAUAAUAUAGAGAAUUCCUCUGAGGGGAAAGCUGAUAUGUUUGUUGAGGAGAGUUCCAAUGCUUUAUCUGAGGGGCCUGAAAUAGAAUUGUCUAAUCCUCAAGCUGAAGGCAAGCCUGGAAAGGCUAAUGCUGCUAGACCUUCGACCGAGCAGAAGCCCAAGAGGACAUACAAGACAAAGAAAAAUAUGUUUGUUGAGGAGAGUUCCAAUGCUUUAUCUGAGGGGCCUGAAAUAGAAUUGUCUAAUCCUCAAGCUGAAGACAAGCCUGGAAAGACCUCCAAGCGAAUGAAUACUAACGCUAGCCCUUCAACCGAGCAGAAGCCCAAGAGGACAUACAAGAGAAAGAAAAAUGAUGCUGUAGAUGGCUUGUUCAAUGAUGGUGUGAAAGAAAACACAAUUUCUGGGGAUACUGAUGGCAGCAAUGAUUUGCAAGCCCUCAUGGUUCAAUGCCAUGAAGCAGGCCAGGGGAGGCCAGAAGGCGGGGCGAAGGCGCAAGAAGCUGUGGAUGACGGAAAUGAUUCACCUUCAAGUCCCCUCCAUCUGCAAACACAUGAAAGUGAAUAGUCAUGUUUGAUUGAACCAGGAAAUAAAUUUGUAUUCAUUGGGGGGAUCUGGGAAUCACUAGUUUUUUAUUGUCGUGAAACAGAUUACAUUGCUUUGGUUUCUAGGUUAAGUUUAGCGCCAGGUAAUUCAGGUCUUUAGAAUCCACAAUAGUUUAGUGUUGUUUUUAAUAUUUUUUCUUUUUUAAUACAGCAUGUGAGAUAAAUAAUGUUAGAUUUC
Messenger RNA from Ilex paraguariensis (yerba mate), 2544 nucleotides. The record is from the annotation of a GenBank genome assembly. Lineage: Eukaryota; Viridiplantae; Streptophyta; Magnoliopsida; Aquifoliales; Aquifoliaceae.